CUACAUCAACACAAUCUAGGUCAGUCGGAAACCUCCCGCUCAAAGCUUUGACGACCCAAGUCCGCCUGGCCAUACGACCCUAUAAUACUGAUUACUAUGGACAAUUCUCAAUUUCGGGCCCUACUUCAAAAUGGGCGGCCGGCCAACGAAUCGCCCACCACAUCGUCCUCCGCGGGGUUCAAGAAGCCUGCACUCGGUUCAAGAUCUCACGCCUCGAUACCCAUGACGCCUCGCUCAGUGCCUGGCUAUAAUUCUUCCAAGGAAUUCGCAAAACAGGUUUCAGAACGCGGUCGCGAGCGAGACGGACAGCCACCGACGAAGAAAUUCAAGUCGAGCGCGGCUCCGAAAGGCACCAAACUUGCGUCGGGAUAUGAAGACCGCACAUUGGCUCGACGAUCGGGCGGUGACGGCGACGUGACGAAAGAUGACAAAGAGAAGCGGCUCAAAGCGCUGGAAGAGAUGCACAAACUACAACAGAUAGACGAGGCCAUGUUCGAGAGGUUGAAGAGCGAAAUUGGAGUUGGUGGACGUCUGAACAGUACACAUUUGGUGAAAGGGCUUGAUUGGAAACUACUGGACCGCAUACGGAAAGGGGAAGAUGUGAACAGCAAUCCUACGAAGGACGAAGAACCAUCUAUUGAGGCUGCCAAACUUGACGUCGACGAAGAAUUGGAUCAAGUGCUGGAUAAAGAGGUUCAAGCUAGGGAUUCUGCUGCGAGAAAAGAACAGCCCGAAACAGCCGAAGGUGGGCCAGAUGAAGAGCAGCCAUUGACGAGAAAUGAAAUAUUGCAACGCUUGAAGCAGAGUCGAGCUGGGAAAGUGGCAGAGUUACCACCACAGCCCGUUCUAAGUGAUCGAUUCAAGAAGGUAGGCUCGGAGAAAAAAACGGACAAGAAGAAAUUCGUCGAGGUUGUGAACGGGAGGAGAAGGGAGGUCCUUGUUAUAACCAACAAUAAGGACGGCACAACCAAAAGGAAGACUCGAUGGCUCGACAAGGAGGACGAGGGUGCGCCUAAAGAGACCCAACCUCUUGGAAUGGAAGUGCCUGCACAAUUCCUUGCCAAACAGAAGGCGGCUCUAGAGCAACAAGCGGCUGAAGACGAGGAUGACGACAUCUUUCAAGGCGUCGCAGAUUAUGACCCCCUCGCAGGACUGGGUAGCGAUUCUGAGGAGGGCGACAAAGCUGGCGACACAAGCGCAACCGAAGCAAAGGCAACAACCAUCGACAAGCCACGAAAUUAUUUCGGGUCAAGCAAUCAACCUGACGAGGCCGAAGACAGAGCCAACCCAAUCAUGAAAGACCCUACACUCCUUGCCGCUCUCAAGCGGGCCGCUGGUCUUAGAAGAAGCGAGGAGCAGCCUGACGACGAGACGGCUGAUUCGGACCCAGACCGUGCUGCAAAGCGUCAGCAAUUGCUGGCGCGGCUGAAAGAACGCGAUCGUGCAGAUGCAGCCGAUCUGGAUCUGGGCUUCGGUGAAAGUCGGUUCGGAGAUGAAGACGAUGAUGAAGGGGCUGUAUGGGACGACGAAGAGGGGGCUGGGAAGAAGAGUGGGAGGAAAAGGGGACCGAAGAAACGCAAAGGUGACAAAGACAAUGUGGGCGAUGUGAUGGCAGUGCUGGAUGGCCGGAAGAAAGAGAAGUAGUUGUUGCCCUAUGCAAAAUUUUGGGGUUAUCCAUCAACUCUCGAAAAAUUUGGUGGCAUUGUGCGCUGUAUGGAGUACGUCGUAGUCGAUUACAU
Exophiala xenobiotica is the source of this 1739-nucleotide messenger RNA. RefSeq lists its product as uncharacterized. The record is from RefSeq and is a predicted model, not a curated record. Gene Ontology annotation, cellular component: nucleus. Gene Ontology annotation, biological process: mRNA splicing, via spliceosome. Bases 97 to 1644 code for a protein of 515 amino acids. The transcript has a single exon. Lineage: Eukaryota; Fungi; Ascomycota; Eurotiomycetes; Chaetothyriales; Herpotrichiellaceae.